UCACCGCUCGAGACGCAGCCAGAGAGGAGAAGCGCGUGAAGCGAGAACAACCUGAUCCAGCGGGACUGAGAACGGAGAAACACCAAGAGAGGGAACAGAGAGGCCGAUAGACUGUGACAAAUAUACAGGGAGGCGCAAUAAAAGAGAGACACGCUUAGAUAAGAUCCAUAUUUGCAGUCAAGUGAAUCGCGCUGUAGUGAGAAUAAUCUGACUUUUGCAGCGGAGCGUUCAGAGAAUUACGCGUUCGAAGGUGAACCAACUUUUACGCACGGAUCUUUGGAGAUGAGGGGUGUCACUUAUGAGGAGACUGCUGCAUUAUUGAACAAUUUAAAAGCGAUUUUAAGACGGGAGCUCGGAGUCUGAUCAUCUUUGAGCUUUGACUGGAGAGUGGACGCAUCGAGCACUUUGGCACAUGUCAUUUUUUUUAAUACAUUUGGAGACAUUUUUUGGAUUCACAGCUGGAGCUUAUUGGUACUGUCUCUUACACAGCAGACUGAUAUAAUAGGAACUGAGCGGCUGUAGCUUUCGUGUAUCAUAACACCCUGCAUUACGCACCUGUCCUAGAGUACCCUUGACGUCUCCCUUUGAGAGUUUUCAAAACACGGGUAUGGACAGAGUCAGACGUCUAGCCUGCGUGCGGGCGGCUCACAACACCGGGACGAGGCUCGGUGCAGCCGGGGGAUUGGACACCGAGGUGCUAAAUGCCCAGCCGGUCGCUUGCGGCUCCUCAGGCUGGGCGGCAACAUGAGGUCCUGGGUCCUGCUGCAGCUGCUGGCUGCGCUCUCAGCGGCCCGUCUGCGGCUCGGCAGCGCUGAGGGUGAUCCUCUCCCAACGUCGCUGGUCGACCUGGUGAGGAAUUCUCCCAUCUCUUCUGUAGAUGACCUGAAGCUUCUGCUGCAGCAGGAGACCAAUGCAAUAGAAGAGGAAGAAGACGAGCAUGAUAUUCUCACAAACCACACCCAUGGCCGAUACAUUAGAAGUCUUGUGGAGGCGCCACAAGCCCAGCAGGCGGCGUGUAAAGUUCGGACAGAGGUGAUGGAGGUGACGAGGUCCAUGCUGGACCGCCGUAAUGCCAACUUCUUGCUGUGGCCACUCUGCGUGGAGGUGCAGCGAUGUUCUGGCUGCUGCAACAGCAGGCUGCUGCAGUGCGUCCCCACUGUCACCUCGAGCAGAUACCUACAGGUAUAUAAGAUCCAGUACAUAAACAGGAAAGUCCACUACGACAAAGCCAUCAUCUCAGUGGAAGACCAUGUCAGCUGCAGGUGUCAAUCUUCCUCAUCGUCUUCCUCUUCUUCUUCAUCUUCUUCCUCCUCAUCUGUUUCCAUCCCUCACAUCUCCGUUCAGAGCAACCCCAACCCCCCUCCGCCUCCACCGCAGCAGCCUCCCCCGUCCUCCCACCUCCCACGCACUGUCCACCCUGCUCCACCCAAGACUCAGGCCUCCAAGGCUGACCUCCAUCGCCACGACGACCUGAAGCACAACCAGCACCACUACCGUGCCGAGGAGCGCGAGCCGGUGGCGAGGCAGUGGCAGCAGGGGAGCUACACCCAGCUGGUUCACUGGACGCAGCCUAGGGUGCACCAGUCACCCACACACGUGCAGGCGGGGGUGCACCAGCCAAUUGGUGGGCCGCUCCGGCCGGUCAGCAGCUGGCCAUCUGAGGCGAGGGGGGAGCACAGCAUCAUGGGAAGUACUCAGCAGGUCGGGCACGGUAGCGGACUUGACGGGAGCAAGGAGGAAGGCAGUGUGAGCGUAGCAAACAGCGGCAGUGAAGUGCAUCAUCCUGAUCAUGCGCAGAGGCAGCAACAGUUGUUACAGCAUCAGCAGAAAUAUCAGCAUCAUCACCAACAGCACCAUCAGCAGCCGUCGUCACAGCCAUAUAACCACGGAGGAUCAGAGGACCCAGAGCUGAGGACGCAUUAUCGCUUCAAUACUCCCCAAUCAGACAGCGCCUCCCCACCUAGCAGCCCGACCCAGUCGCCCAAAUCAGAACAAAACUCCACCCCUCCUGAACCCACCAAACAGAAAGACUCAGUGACCAGCCAAAAAACUACAGAGGUCACAAAUCAAAAACAGACAGAGACUGAAACAACUACUCAUAAAGAAGGGAACGAGAGAGAGGAAAGUGGUUCAACCAAUAGCGGGGACUCGGCCGGGGCAGAGCUGGCCAAUCAGGGAAAGAAAAAAGACUCUAAAGUGACCAGUGGGGAUGGUCAUUUAACAGAAGAAGAGAGGAGUCUGAAACUUCUGGAGAUCGUACAGAGGGAACCGGACCCACAAACUCAUCUUCAUCCGCAUCAUCCUCAGCAAAGACCAAAGCCAACCACAUUUAAAACAGCCCUCUCUACUGUGGCUCCCAUGUCACUCUCAGUCCGUCAGUCCCCGUUCCGACCGGCUUUGCCUCGCCGCAGGAGGAAACACCGCAAACGCAUCAGCAAAGCAGCCAUCAGGGCAAUGCUCAUGUAGAGCUGCAGGAAACUGUAAAGCUAACCGAAAGCUUUAGGCCAGACAACCUGCUCCAAAGGGAUAUGCAGAUACUGGAAAUAUGGGAUUCUUGAAUGUGGGAAGACUGACUCUGUGGACGGAAGCUGGAAAAAAAAACGACACACCUGGUGGACACUGCCGCUGUUAUCAACAGACAGCUACAUAGAAAAUCACCUUUUCUGCUCCACUCAUGAGGACGUCAUGUUGUUUGGCUGUCGCCGAGUGUCCAGCUUCAUGGAUAUAAUAAAAGUGUAAUCUUAUGAACUCCAUGGACUGGAGGAUAUUUGCCACACUAAACACUGGAAUUCAUCUAUAUGAACCACAAAUCCCAUUACUGUGGAUCGAUGGAAGUUAAUCAGAUGCCCAAAGCUAGACUGGGGGUGUCUUUGGCGGCCAUUGAUUGGCUGCUUGAACACUUUUGACUUCCACCUCAACUACUGAUUGGUGAACAUGAUUAUGACUUGGACUUGAAAGUCAUAAUUAGGGGCUGAAUGUGGAGGUCAAGUUGACUUGAGAACGAAACUGGAGACGUGGAGAACUAGAUUUCUACACCGGGACGAUAACUGGAAACUGAAGGGUGCAGCUCAGACCUUAAUGCCAAACAUUAUUGUUAUUCUGCAAAUCUGAAUCUAACUGUAUCUAACACUGGAGUAGCCAUUCACUGAUCAUACUACAUUGACUGUAGAAAUGUGCUCUACUGUGUACUGUAGCUUAAUGUACUGGAAAAUAUUGAUAACCUACUCAUUUUGUUUUACUGCCAGAUCAAAUGGAAUAACAACCAAAUGCCUGCCUAGAUAACAUGCUAUGAAUAUCCACAUUAAAACAAGUCUUAAAGACCUGGCUUUUAGAGAUCGCCGCUGUGAGUCAGUUAUAGCCAACACUGUAUGUAUAAAUGCUUUUAGAGAAUGAUUUCUGGGGGAAAAAAAAACAAAACUUUAUUUCUUAACUUAUUUAAAAGGACAAUAUGAAGUCCUCCAGUUCUCAAGUGUAAUUAUUGUUGCAGAUUAUAAUUAUUGGUUGUACACUGUUACUGUAAUUAAUGUUAUUUUUAAUAUAAAAUAAAAAUGUUCAACAAA
Molecule: messenger RNA, 3560 nt
Organism: Thunnus maccoyii (southern bluefin tuna)
Lineage: Eukaryota; Metazoa; Chordata; Actinopteri; Scombriformes; Scombridae
Product: putative mediator of RNA polymerase II transcription subunit 26
Exons: 8
Coding region: 745-2466 (573 amino acids)
Biological process (GO): positive regulation of protein autophosphorylation; positive regulation of phosphatidylinositol 3-kinase/protein kinase B signal transduction; platelet-derived growth factor receptor signaling pathway
Cellular component (GO): membrane
Molecular function (GO): platelet-derived growth factor receptor binding; growth factor activity
Source: RefSeq, a predicted model, not a curated record